Messenger RNA from Brassica napus (rape), 381 nucleotides. Its product is annotated as putative defensin-like protein 157. Lineage: Eukaryota; Viridiplantae; Streptophyta; Magnoliopsida; Brassicales; Brassicaceae. The record is from RefSeq and is a predicted model, not a curated record. Bases 111 to 347 code for a protein of 78 amino acids. The transcript is spliced from 2 exons.
CACAAACAUAGAACACAACUUUUUAUAGAAAAUAAAAUUAAAGCAAAUAAAAAAUCCUCCUAUUAUCUCAAAUUGACAAAAUCUUAAUUUUUGUUAUUCUGAUAUUGAUCAUGGCCAAGUUAUCGUGUUCGUAUUUCUUCUUAUUCAUGUUUGUGUUUUCAGUAUUUGCGGUGGCUCAGGAAACUAAGGGAGAUCAAUUAUGUACUAUGAUCAUCGAUGGACAAAGUUAUUGCGAGAUUACGGAUUGUCGUCUAGCAUGUUAUACGGGGUACAAUGGAGUUGGAAAAUGUCUUACAAAUUCCAAAGCUGGUGGAAAACUUAGUUGUUUUUGUACUUAUAAUUGCUAGAGAAGCAAAAUUUUAAAAUAAAAAUAUUGUAUAA